CAUAUGUAACUGGUUGUGUAAAGAGGGAAGACGACAGUGUUUGCGUCGUUUGCCGUUUCUCUCAAUUGAGUUUGCUUCAAAUUCACGUUGAUAGUCGAGUUCCGACAGCUUUACUUAACUUAACCUUUAGUGUUUGCACGGUGUAUGCUGCUCUGCAUUUGUAAGAGGCUCGUUAUCCACAGUAGAAAAAGACCCGGCUCAGUUUCCUCCUGCUUGACCAACUCAUUCACCAGUGAAACCAGCAUGUCUGACAAAAAACGCAAGGCAACAUCUGCUGCUGCUGUUGGACCCAGUGCCAAGCAGCAGAAGUUGGUUUCCAUGAAGGAGGAGAAAAAGCAGAGAGCUACGGGUUGGCUGGAGGAACUUCUGAAUCAGAAGAGGAGCGAGAAGAAGGACAUGAAAUUAAACAAAAAGCGCCUGCGUUUUCUAUCUGACACCCAGAAGAUAAAACAAGGUUCAGAGGGUGUUUUGUACUGGAUGUUAAGAGACCACAGAGUACAAGAUAAUUGGGCAUUGAUCCAUGCCCAGCGGCUUGCCAUAAAGGAGAACCUUCCUCUGCAUGUCUGUGUCUGUCUGGUUGUUCCAGAGUCAGAGGUGUCCACCCUCAGGCACUACAGCUUCAUGAUGAAAGGUCUGGAAGAAGUUGCAAAGAAAUGUAAACGCUUAGACAUCCAGUUCCAUCUGCUGCACGGUUCGGCAGGGGAGGUACUGCCUGGCUUUGUGUCUGACCACAGCCUGGGGGCGGUGGUGACAGACUUCUCCCCUCUCAGAGAGCCACUACAGUGGUUGGAGGACUUGACAAAGAAGCUUCCAAAGGACAUCCCUCUCAUACAGGUUGAUGCCCACAAUAUUGUUCCCUGCUGGGUAGCAUCUCCUAAACUUGAGUAUUCUGCAAGAACGAUCAGGGGGAAAAUUACCAAACUUUUGCCAGAGUUCCUCACUGAAUUUCCCCCAGUAGAGAAACAUCCCUACACAGCUACAAGAACAGCCAAACCAGUAGACUGGGCUGAAACCCUGGCCUCCCUGCAGGUUGAUAGAACAGUAGGAGAGCCGGAGUGGGCUAAGCCAGGAACCAAGGCGGGGAUGGCCAUGUUGGAGUCCUUCAUUGAUGUACGGCUCAAAAUGUUCGACACCAAACGCAACGAUCCAAACGCUCCCGCCCUCAGCCAGCUCUCACCCUGGAUCCGCUUUGGACACCUGUCAGCCCAUCGUGUGACACUACAAGUUCAGCAAGGCGGGAAGAGCACAGGUCAGCCUGUCGCUUCCUUCAUCGAAGAGCUGGUGGUGCGCAGAGAGCUGACAGACAACUUCUGCUUCUACAACAAGAAAUACGACAGCAUAGAGGGUGCUUAUGAGUGGGCACAGAAGACCUUGAAAGAUCAUGCCAAAGACAAGAGGCCAUAUCUCUAUACACGAGAACAGCUGGAGAAUGCAAAGACGCAUGACAAGCUGUGGAACGGAGCUCAGUAUCAGAUGGUCACAGAGGGGAAGAUGCACGGUUUCCUGAGGAUGUACUGGGCCAAAAAGAUUCUUGAGUGGACCUCUUCACCAGAGGAGGCGCUCUCAAUCGCCCUGUACCUCAACGAUCGCUAUGAGCUGGAUGGCCAGGACCCCAAUGGUUUUGUCGGUUGUAUGUGGUCUAUUUGUGGCAUCCAUGACCAAGGAUGGAAAGAGAGACCAGUUUUCGGAAAGAUCCGCUACAUGAACUACCAAGGCUGCCUCAGGAAGUUUAACGUAGCCCAGUUUGAGAAAAAGUACUGUCCCAAAAAACUGUAAAGCGUGAAAUGUGUUCGAGGAUGAGAGAAAAAUGCCCGACAGCCUACAUCUCCUGCACCUUUUACCUCAGGGAGCAUUUCUACAACCUCUUUAGCUGUAAAUGUUCUUUUUUUUCUCCUUUUUGUUUUUACUGUCCAAAAACAUUCAGUGUAAUAUUUACACAUUUUACUAACGGGGUGUUACUUUUACUAAAUAUUAAGACAUAUUUAUCCAUGAAGCCUGUAAGCUGUCAUUUAGAUGAUGAAUAUUACUUUUUACAUUACUGCUUUUUUACUUUUUAUUUUUUAUAUUUUACUUUCAACAGAUGAUGCCUUGCUUGUUGUUACAGUAGUCAACAAUACAUGCUUAUCUUUUGUAGAUUUGACCCUUUCUGUUUACUGUGUUAUAAGUUGAUUCGUUUGCAGUCAUUUGUAAGAUGUGCA
Scomber japonicus (chub mackerel) is the source of this 2198-nucleotide messenger RNA. It is a transcript of the gene cpdp, whose product is annotated as CPD photolyase. Bases 145 to 1776 code for a protein of 543 amino acids. Lineage: Eukaryota; Metazoa; Chordata; Actinopteri; Scombriformes; Scombridae. Gene Ontology annotation, biological process: photoreactive repair. Gene Ontology annotation, molecular function: deoxyribodipyrimidine photo-lyase activity. The transcript has 10 exons. The record is from RefSeq and is a predicted model, not a curated record.